AGGUCAUCCCAUGAUGCACCGCGACUCAACGGCUUCAGUCAUUCAAGCAGCUUAGUACUGGUGUUCGAGAGCGUCUGCUGUUCUGUUAGGCCAACUGGGUUCGGGUAACCUGUGUCCUGAACUGGACCGGUCCCUGAACGGGGGUCUCUACUCUCUCAAUUCGAGGCGAACUCUGUCGUACAUGCUUCAGUAAACACCGGCCGUUGACGGGAAGCGAGCGUUUGGGCGGCAGAAGCGGUGCUGUCAGCGAUAUAACAGCAGAAAGCGUUUAAUAUACAGACGUAAACCAACCGGAAAGAGAACUGUGGGAAUCUAAUCAAACUUUAAAGGCAACUUGAUGGAUUUAGAGACCGGAAGAAACGAACUGGGAGCAAUGGGAGAGUCGCAGCAGCCGCAGACCCCCAGUCGCCACGAGAAAAGUCUCGGACUGCUCACGACUAAAUUUGUGACUCUUCUGCAGGAAGCGAAGGACGGAGUGCUGGAUCUCAAAGCUGCUGCAGAUACUUUGGCUGUAAGGCAGAAACGGCGCAUCUAUGACAUCACCAAUGUUUUGGAAGGCAUUGGACUCAUCGAGAAGAAAUCCAAAAACAGCAUCCAGUGGAAGGGUGUUGGUCCGGGUUGCAACACGCGUGAAAUUGCAGACAAGCUCAUCGAUCUCAAGUUGGAAUUAGAGGAUCUUGACAGGAGGGAACAUGAACUGGACCAGCAGAGAGUUUGGGCUCAGCAGAGCAUCAAAAACGUGACAGACGACUCGCUAAAUAGCCCUCUGGCGUAUGUAACACAUCAAGACCUCUGCAAUUGCUUCAAAGGUGACACUCUUCUAGCAAUAAGAGCUCCUUCAGGAACACAGUUGGAGGUUCCUGUGCCUGAAUCUCAUGUCAAUGGACAAAAGAAGUACCAGAUUCAUCUGAAGAGCUCUGCAGGCCCCAUCGAGGUCCUGUUGGUGAAUAAGGACCCUUCUAGUUCUUCUCCUGUGGUGCUGCCUGUGCCCCCGCCUGACGACAUGCUUCAGAGCCUGUCCACCCCUGCUUCAACUACCUCUGCUGCUGCUGUUCCCACCAAACCAGCAGCCAACAGUGUGCCAUCCUCCACCUCCACCUGCCAGAGUCCCUCCGCAGCCGCCACCACUGCCGUCCCUCCAAAAACAACCACUGCCUCUGCUGCUGGGGCAGCUACAGAUAUUUCAAGCACCUCCACUUCAAAUACAACAGCCAAUCCCACAUCUUCAACCGACACGCAGCAGCUGCAGUCUUCUGCGUCACUGGACAGCAGCUCUUCACUUCCUGAUUCCUCAGCCCUUUUUGAACCAAUCAAAACAGACCCUUCAGAUCUGCUGGAUCUCCCCAAAGAACUUUCAGAAAUGUUUGACCCUAAAGAAAUGAUGAGUACAGAUUUGCUUGAAGAGCUGAUGUCAUCAGAAGUUUUCUCUCCGCUCCUCCGUCUAUCUCCUCCUCCGGGUGAUCAUGACUACAUCUAUAACCUGGAUGAGACGGAGGGCCUUUGUGACCUCUUUGACGUUCCCAUUGCCAACCUUUGACCUCCGAACACAACGUACAAUGAGAGUAGCGUACUUAAAAGAACUUUCUUUUUUAUUUACCCUUUUGAAAGGAGAAAAAAAAGAAAGCGUGGCUCUGUGUCAGAUCCACAUGUAUGAUAAGCUGAAUCUGUGUGUAUAUAAAGCUUUUUUAUAUGUGUAUAUUUACUUCAACCCCAAAGCGGCUGACUGAAAAUGAACUUUCCCUGCAAAAUUCUACUGAUCCAAUCUGAUGAAGACAUCAGACAUCCAUACAAACCAUUUUUGUUAAUAAGUCCCAUUCUAAUUGUUUUUAUACUACUUUUGUAUAGACAUCAAUGGAAUUUCAAUCACAUAAUAGACUAAAUUCACCAGCAAUUGUUAAUGGUUCCAUGAAAUUACCAGCUAGAUGUGUCUUUCUUAAUGGUCUUCCUCUUUUAAAGUAGCAUCUUUUCAUCCCUCUCAUUCAGUGUAUUUACUGAUCUGGACACAACUCCUAUACAGAUUGUUAAUGAAACCGUGUUUUACUUGUGUGAUUAUGCUUUUGAAGAAAGCAUGCCUCUAAUGCAUAUGGUACAUUUUGUGGGUAUUCUGGCUGUAGGAAGAAGUUUGUUCUCAAGUAAUUAAGUUACACUAAUAACUUAGUGGAGAAGAUUGCAUUGCAGAAUAGCCUGCCCUGUGUGGAUUUGGUGCUACAUAGCAACAUCUAUUUAUAAGAGCGUUGAUCCUCAGAAAAAAAACAUACUUUAAGUGAUUGAUGAACCAUUCCUAUUUUGAGUGUGCUUUUUUUAAAUCCUAUGUGCCUCACUCGCAAAAUUAUGUAAGCUAGUUUUCACCAUGGAAUUAAAAUAUAAAGGUAAUUGCAACUUUUUAUCUCAUUAAUUGAGAAAACUGAAAUUGCAAGAAGAAAUCAGAACUGUAGGAAAAAAUUGCUUGAUUCUGUUUGAAACUAAAAGAAUUGUGAGAUAUAAAGUUAAGAGAAUUCAGAGAAAAAUAUCAGAAUUGCUAGAUAAACACUAAAUUACAAGAAAGAUUUGUGAAAGAAAAAGUGUGUUACCCUUUUUUACCUGGUUUUCAUAUAAAAUGGUUAGCUUACAGUGUGAACUACUCCUUUAACCUCAUUUAAUGUAAUAACUGCAGUGGAAAUGUCACAAGUAAGGUCCUGUAUAAAUGUAAAAUUAGAUGCCAGUUACUAUUUUUGUAUUUUAAACCUAGUCCCUCCCUAUGUUUUCAGUCCAUAAAGUACAUCUGCCCUUGUCCCGUUUAUAUAUGUGUAUAGAUUAUUUUGAAAAUAAGUGACCUCUUCAUUAUGUCUGUAUAUGAGACAAACUGUCUAAAGAAGGAUGUGGGUUUGGGGGGGAUUAAAGAGAAGUCACAAUAUGACAAGAAAUAGAGUAUCAGUGUGCUGUGUAUUGAGCGCUGUCCAAACAGAAUGUCAUAAUGUGGGCUCCUGACUGUGUCGGUACUAAUGGUUGGCCCCAUUAAAAUCAUUUCUUGUUUUCUUAAUGUUCAUGUCUGCUAAAUGAUAUUUUUAUGCUUGUACACAGUAAGCAUUUGCCAUUUAUUUUUGUAUUUGAUAGACCUCCAACUUCUCUGGUUUAGUCUGCAGUUUCUUCUGGCUAGUUUAUCUCCACAUUGCACUUUAAAACAGUUUAACACGCAGGUAACUUCCAGCCCUAGGCAUUGAUUGGGCUGGCCGAGUCAGUUUUACAGUAUGCAGGGAAUAAGCAGUUUUCAGAUUUUCACUGUGUCAUUGCAAAAUACCAGAAUUGUUGUUCUUUACUGGAAUUGUCAUCCCCAUGAAAUAAAGAAUGUUUUUGUAA
Molecule: messenger RNA, 3336 nt
Organism: Carassius gibelio (silver crucian carp)
Lineage: Eukaryota; Metazoa; Chordata; Actinopteri; Cypriniformes; Cyprinidae
Product: transcription factor E2F4
Exons: 10
Coding region: 338-1537 (399 amino acids)
Biological process (GO): regulation of transcription by RNA polymerase II
Cellular component (GO): RNA polymerase II transcription regulator complex
Molecular function (GO): DNA-binding transcription factor activity, RNA polymerase II-specific; protein dimerization activity; RNA polymerase II cis-regulatory region sequence-specific DNA binding
Source: RefSeq, a predicted model, not a curated record